Pristis pectinata (smalltooth sawfish) is the source of this 1827-nucleotide messenger RNA. RefSeq names its product CD8a molecule (gene cd8a). The record is from RefSeq and is a predicted model, not a curated record. NCBI's taxonomy places the organism in Eukaryota, Metazoa, Chordata, Chondrichthyes, Rhinopristiformes, Pristidae. Bases 28 to 690 code for a protein of 220 amino acids. The transcript is spliced from 7 exons.
CACUGUGUUCGCCUCCACUGUGGCGCGAUGAAAAUUAUCGGAUUUCUUCUCGCGAUCCAUUUGACAAGUACCACUCAAUACUCUCCGUCAGUGAAAAUGGUGAAGGAAGGCGAAGAGACUGUCAUAGACUGCUCACUGACAGCAAGAGAGGGGGUAUAUUGGUUUUUCCAGCCCGAAAAUUCGAAGCUAGAAUUCCUGCUGUAUUUUUCUGCCGUUGACAAAAUACACCCUAGAACUGACCCCAGAUAUGACUGCAGAAGAUCCUUCAGCAAGGUUUCUCUGAUCGUCAAAAAUUUCACAAAGAAAGACUGUGGAAAGUAUUACUGCGUUACGCUGAAGAACCUGGCUAUGGAAUUCGGUAACAUGGUCGCUCGGUGUCUGGAAGAGGUUAAAACCACUCCAAAGGCAACGACGGCCCUUACUACUUCGUCAAAAGCAACAACAGCCGCACCAACAAGCGAAGAAAAGCCUCCUUGCACUCCGACCAAGUCAGCGAUGAACGAAGAUAAAAUAUCCUGCCACUUGUUCGUCUGGGCUCCACUGACGGGCGCCGCCUCUCUGCUGUUCCUCGCACUGAUCUUCGUCUCCGUUCUUUACUGCAAAAGGCCCCGCCGGAGACGCUGUCAGCAUCAAUUCAGAAAGAGACCAAUACCUGAAGAUGUUAGAAGACCACUAAAUAACUACCAUUAACAAGUUGAUCCCUGAAAAUAUGUGCAGCCCAAGAUGGAAUCAUAAGAAUUCACCUCUCCACCUUAGAAAAAUAAACGGGACUGCGUUGGAAUGAGAGUGCAACCGACGGAGAUCUCCUCGGCCGGACUUCGCGAGUGCAUACUGUCUAUUGAUUACCCUUUCCAUUCUUUUUAAGAUGCCUUAGCUAACGAACACUAACGCUUGUUCCAUGAAUAUGGACUAAUGACCAGUACUAUUGGUUUUCCCUCAGAAGUGUUUAAGAACGAAUUCAUUUAUAGAAUGUGAAUCUGCGGGUCUUUUUUAAAUCGUUUUUUUUUUACAAUUAUUCGGGAUUCCUGGCCAAAAUCCAAAUCCUCACCUCACCUAUUGGUGUUGAACAAGGCCGAGCCCCUAGCGUUGUACAUCUCCCAGACAGGUGGGGCCAGCCGUUUCACAAUCGACAGACCACAUUUUCAACGUGAGGUGAGUCCGACCUUGGGUUCCUCAACUAUCACAAGCCUAAUAAAAAUUGCAGUCGACGACACAGUUGUACUAACACGUGGCCGAAAUAAUUACCCUGCGAGUUUUGCACUUUAGAGGGUGGGGUCUGUGAUUUGGCUUCAGGGAGGGAAGGGCUGAGCAGAGAGAUCUGGAACCUCAGGAUAGUUCGUGUUCGUUAUCAUUUCCUCUCUGGUCCUGGAGUUGCCUCGUCUCCCAGACAGUGAAGAAGCCAGUCCCGGGGAGGGUGAUGGGGUUGGGACUUCAGAACGUGUGUGUUUCUGUAAACGGGUCUCUCAUUCCAGUCAUCUCGUUCACACCUUUAUAAUUGGAUUUAAUCAGUUUUGCGGGAGGAGUGCGGACGCACUCAGGACGCUUGGACCAAACAUGAUCCAAAGCAAUUCAUAUCGAGAGAUACGACGUGAUUGCGUCCCUGUAUUAUUUUUGUGUGAUUAUUCCAAUGAAACAUAAUGCCACAUUUUUUAGAAACCCCGCUCUUUGCCAGGGCUUGCGCAUUGUUUAGUAAUCGUUCACGUGUAACCUGAGAAAUCCUAUUACUUCGCCGCAUCCCAAGCUGUUCGUUCUUGGUGCUUGCCGAUUCUUGACUUCUGGCUAAUUUGAAACGAGUCGGAUGUAGCUGUUGAGACAAUAAACCCUUCA